ACCAACGGUGCUGAUAAACCUCAACUCCUUUCCAAUCCCUCAAUCUCAGUCGUCGUCUCCUUCCUCACUUCUCAACCCUACGAUCCUUCCUCUCGCUCUCGCGCCCAAAUUACAAAAUUCGACGAAUCCCCUUGCAGAUUCAUGGCGGACGGGCACUCGUCGGGGAGCCCCAUCUGUGGCAGCCACGACAGCGGAGGCGAUCAAAGCCCGCGUUGCGGAGUCCGUGAGCAGGAUAGGUUUCUUCCUAUUGCGAAUAUCAGCAGGAUCAUGAAGAAGGGACUUCCCGCCAAUGGGAAGAUUGCUAAGGAUGCCAAGGAGACUGUGCAGGAAUGUGUUUCCGAGUUUAUUAGCUUCAUCACCAGCGAGGCAAGUGACAAGUGCCAGAGAGAAAAAAGGAAGACAAUCAAUGGGGAUGAUUUGCUAUGGGCUAUGGCAACUUUAGGAUUUGAAGACUACAUUGAUCCUCUUAAGGUGUACCUGAACAGGUACAGAGAGAUGGAGGGUGAUACCAAGGGAUCAGCCAAAGGUACAGAUGGAUCUGCAAAGAAAGAUGGAUUACAGCAGCAAAUUCCGACUUCUCAGUUUCCAAAGCUUCUUCACCAGGGUUCUUUUUCACAAGGCGUGAAUUACAUAAAUGCUCAGCAACAAGCUCAACACAUGAUGGUCCCGAUGCGAGGCAUGGACUAGAAAUGGAUUGUCACCUUCGGCCAAAUUAAAACCCCUGUGCUGUUAAAGAUUUAUGUCUGUUGUAUGCUGGUUUCACAUUACUGCAAAGCUGUAUUUAGUUUUAGAUGUUGUAGCCGUCGGAGUCUGUAAAUUUCUAGCUUCACAGUUUCGAGAGUCCUAUCCAUCUAAAGUUUCUAUUCAAUUAGGUUUGUAUCCAUCUAAAGUUUCAUCUUUACUAUUGAUCGUGGGAGGUUUCGAUA
Salvia hispanica is the source of this 926-nucleotide messenger RNA. The record is from RefSeq and is a predicted model, not a curated record. Lineage: Eukaryota; Viridiplantae; Streptophyta; Magnoliopsida; Lamiales; Lamiaceae.